AUGGAGCUACGUCAGUAUUCGAAGCUGAUUUUGCUGAACACUUGCUUCAAUGUGGUGUAUAGCUUUACCAAUUUGAUUACUGGCUUUGUAAGUUUUUUUUGGUAAGGUUGGGCUCGGUAAGUUGGGGUAUGGUAGAGUAGGAUAGGGUAUUGUAGGGUAGAGUAGGGUAGGGUAGAGUAGAGUAUGGUAGGGUAGGGUAUGGUAGGGUAGGAUAUGGUAGUGUAGGGUACGGUAAUAUAAAAUUUUAAUUUUAAAACUCGUUCUUUAUCUUCAGCGCAUAAAAAUCAUCAACUCAUACGUGGUCCUUAUCACCAACACGUUGAUAAUGUACCGUAUACCGUUAUGGUUGCAACGUGGCGUCAUCAUAUACCUAUUCACACAAUCCGACACGAGUAUCGGCAUUUACUCCAUCAUCUUCUACUUUCGCUACCAAAUGGCGAAACAGGCGGUGGUGAAAAACCGCAGUGUACUUGCAGCAGUGGUUGUGUUGGUGAUGGCGACCGGGCUCAAAAGCACGCAUUGGGUUUUGUCCACGGAGUUCAUGAGCUAUGAUUCGGAUUUGUGGCUGGAAUUGUUUCCGAACUGUCAGAACCAGGACAUCGAGUUGCCCACGGUUUCGAUUCAAGCAAAGGUUGGUGGCGGUCAAGGGGAGGGGGGGGGGUACAGUAGAACAUGGAAUGUAGGGCAUGGUAGGUAAGGUAAGGUAAGUUAGGGUAAGAUAUGGUAAGGUAGGAUAAAAUAGGGUAGGGUAAUGUAUGGUAGGUGGUCAUGGGGAUUGGAUCUGAAUUUUAAGUCCGGCCCUUUUUUCUUAAUAAAAAUUUUUACGUGCAAACGAGCCUGGAUUUUCGGGGCGGGCCUUUACCAAGUAUAUCAUCUUUUAUAAUCAUCUUGACCUUGAUUAGGAUACUGUAUAGCUAGUUAUGGUAGUUAAAGGUCAGCUAUAAUUUUGUAUGGCAUGUAUAACAGUGUAAUUUUGAGCAUUGUACUAUUGGAUGGUAAAGUAGCUAAGACUAAAUUUUUUUAUUUUUCAGGAGCAAAAGGCCUCUUCGUUACAAAUUCAGAUUCACUACGCUUUCGCGAUCGUUUGUAUAUCGUUGGUAGUGUAUUAUGCUAUUCGUACGCAUCGAUUAUUUGGCAAAGCUUUAUACCCAAUGUCGAACAAGACCAAAAGACUGACUGAUAACUUGACCAAAGCUUUGUUUUUGCAGGUGUGUUACUUCGAUAUGCCCUACCCUACUCUACCCUACCCUACCCUACUCUCCUCUACCCAACUCUACCCUACCUUACUUUACUUUAUCCUAUUAUACGUCACUCUACCUAUGCUGCCUUACCCCUUCCUAAAUUGCCAUACCUUAUCCUGCCCUACCAUAUCUCACUCCACUAUCUUGUACUUUAGUCUGCCCUACCGUUCCUUCACCUACUUCUUUAUUUUAAUACUGAACCUCAUUCUAAUUUACCCUACCCAAUAACUUUUAUUUUCUCCCCAACUAAAAAAGUUAGAAAUUUAGGUAUUAAUCCCAUUCGUGUUUCACACCGUGCCGAACCUUUUGUACUUGAGCAAAUUCGUGCCACCGGCUGUGAAGAGGGCGACCAGCACGUUGGUUAUCACGGUAAUGCUGCUGAACCCGCUGAUGGACGGGGUUAUUUUGCUAAGCAUUUUGCCGGUAUUUCGUCGACGAUUCAAGUUUUUUGUCAACAAGGUUUUUCACCAACCGGCCACUUCGUCAACUAGUGUUAGAACAGUCGUCAAACAGCUGCCUGUUGUGUCUUGA
Bursaphelenchus okinawaensis is the source of this 1772-nucleotide messenger RNA. NCBI's taxonomy places the organism in Eukaryota, Metazoa, Nematoda, Chromadorea, Rhabditida, Aphelenchoididae. The record is from the annotation of a GenBank genome assembly.